Messenger RNA from Capsella rubella, 1734 nucleotides. RefSeq names its product pumilio homolog 11. Gene Ontology annotation, cellular component: cytoplasm. Gene Ontology annotation, biological process: post-transcriptional regulation of gene expression. Bases 1 to 1734 code for a protein of 577 amino acids. The record is from RefSeq and is a predicted model, not a curated record. The transcript is spliced from 5 exons. Gene Ontology annotation, molecular function: mRNA binding. Lineage: Eukaryota; Viridiplantae; Streptophyta; Magnoliopsida; Brassicales; Brassicaceae.
AUGGAUUUUGGGUUUUUUCCUAGUGAUUUGAGGCAACGUGGUUCGUUUCCUGAUCUGGGUUUUAGUGGGUUUCCUCUAACAUCUUCAGUUUCAAAUGGGUUUCACUUUUCCGGUGACCCUACAACUCCGAUGACGAACCCGUUUCUUAACCUUAACACGGUGGCUUCAAUGGCGGAUGAUGAUCUGGGUUUGUCUCAAAGGUUUAGUAAACUGAGUUUUUCCGAUGAAAGGAGUAGUUUUUUUACUCCGGUGAUGAACCCUUUUCACGGUUCGAGAAACAACAACGACCUCCAUGGACGUUCUAAGCUUGACUUUGGUCGUGAGGGUUUCGUGGAGAGGUUUCAUGGUGAAGCUUCUAUGAGUGGUUUUGGUGAUUUACACAGGAGAGACAUGGAUCUGAGAGCUCGUCGUGGUGUUGAUGAUGGUGAUUUUCAGAGACUACGUUUGCUUGGUUUACAAGAAGGUCAAAACCCUAACCCUAGCUUUAACGAUUUGAGAGGUUUUACAGAGAAGAUGUGUGUUCGUAACAGAGAUUACAUGUUUGAGCAUUUCAAUCAAGAGAUCCGACGUGAUGUUUCUCUGAUUCCACAGAGAUCUCGACUAGCUUUUCAAGGAAACGAUGUGUUUGAGGACCCAUUGAUGUACAGUAGAAACAGGACUGUUUCGCCAUUUUCAGCCAUGGGAGGUUCUAGAGAGCUUGAAGGUUCUGAUAAAUCUAUGAAGAACAAUGCGUUUCUCAAGAAAGAUGUACUGGAUUUGCCACUUACCUUUGCUUCCAUGGUUGAUAUCCACGGCUCUGUGUACUUAAUGGCCAAGGAUCAAUUGGGUUGUCGAUUCUUACAGAAGCUAAUCGAACAAGGAAGGUUUCUUGAUGUUGUGAUUAUAUACGAGGAAGUGAUUAAUCAUGUCACUGAACUUUCAAUGGAUCAGUUUGGUAACUAUUUUAUUCAGAAGCUUCUUCAAGUCUGUGAUGAAGAACAAAGAACUCAAAUCCUCAUUAGGUUGACUUCAAGACCUGGACUUCUUGUCAAAGUCUCCAUCAACACUUACGGGACACGGGUGGUGCAGAAGCUGAUUGAGACUGUGAGUACAAAGGAGCAAAUCAGUUUGGUUAAGGCAGCUCUUAAACCGGGAUUUCUCUCUCUGGUUAGAGAAUUAAAUGGAAACCAUGUGAUACUUAGUUGCUUGAGAUUCCUUGACUCUAAUGAUAACAAGUUCAUUUUCGAGGCUGCUACCAAGUUCUGCAUGGAGAUUGCGACUCAUCGCCAUGGAUGCUGUGUCCUUCAACGCUGCAUCACAGACUCGGUUGGGGAGCAACACGAGAAGCUCGUUGGUGAAAUAGCCAGAAACUCUCUUCGCCUUGCUCAAGACCCUUUCGGGAACUAUGUGGUGCAAUACAUAAUAGAAAACAAGGUCGGAGGAGGGGAUGUGAUGUUUGAUUUAAGAGGGAACUUCGUGAGAUUAGCUACACAGAAGUUUGGUAGCCACGUAGUGGAGAAAUGCAUCAGGUUUUAUCCAGAGAGCAGAUCUCGGAUCGUGCAUGAACUCAUCUCUGUUCCUAACUUCGAACAUCUUGUUCAAGACCCAUAUGCCAACUACGUUAUCCAGGCAGCACUAUCCAAAACCAAGGGCUUUGUUCGAGCGAGCUUGGUGGAGAAAGUACGAAGAUGUGAGAACCUUAAGAUGAGUCCAUAUUGCAAGAAGAUAUUCUCCAAGAACUUCGGGAAGAAGUGA